Cynocephalus volans (Philippine flying lemur) is the source of this 4453-nucleotide messenger RNA. It is a transcript of the gene HEATR6, whose product is annotated as HEAT repeat containing 6. NCBI's taxonomy places the organism in Eukaryota, Metazoa, Chordata, Mammalia, Dermoptera, Cynocephalidae. The record is from RefSeq and is a predicted model, not a curated record. The transcript is spliced from 20 exons. The coding region runs from base 1 to 3543 and encodes 1180 amino acids.
AUGGCGGCGGGGCAUGUUUCUGGCUCGCUGCGGUACGGAACGCUGAAGGAUACUCCGCGGGAGCCACCCCCAGAGCAGAGCAAUGGGUUCCGCCGCUUGUCUGCCAGGCUCUGCGCGUUGCGCCCGGAUGACAGCAGCUCCGCUCGCACAGAGAUCCACCUGCUUUUCGACCAGCUCAUCUCCGAAAACUACAGCGAGGGCGGAGGCGUGGCCCCGGAGGACAUCAGUGCUCUUCUCGUCCAAGCUUGUCGACUGGUGCCUCUUAAUCAGAAUCAUCUUGUCAGCAAAGUGUCUCAGCUUAUCCACCAUUUACUUAACAGAUUACAGGUGAUUGUUGAUGAGCAGAACCUGGAUUUCCUGUUGGCAUAUACUGUUUCAGCUAUUCAACAGUGUAGUUCCUGGACACACAUGGAAAUUCUUCAAGCCUUGGCAGCUCUGGUUUACUGCAAUGGCUCAAAAUGUCAAAAGUACCUGCCAGAACUGCUGGGCAAGACCGGACUCUUGAUGAAGUUGAGCGACUUGUCUCAAUCUGACCCUGAAGUCAGGAGAGCUGCCCUGCAUUGUAUGGCAAACUUAUGUCUCAGUGUGCCAGGACAGCCGUAUUUAGAGGAACCCUACCAAAAUAUCUGCUUCCAAGCUUUCUUGACCACUUUACAGUCUCCAAAAUCAUCUGAUAUGGACGAUAUCACAUUUUGCAUGUUGUUACAAAAUGCGUUAAAAGGUAUACAGUCACUUCUAAAUGGCGGGAAGAUGAAACUGACACAGACUGAUGAACUUGGAGCUCUUCUAGCUGUGCUAAAGAAAUUCAUGUUUCAUGGACUCCCUGGACUAAACAUAGAGAUGCCCACAGUGUUAUACCCAACUCCGCUUCCUCAGUGUGAUGGUCGAUCACCUGUCAAACCACAGCAGUCAGAAUCCGGUGCUUCUCGACCAACUGUGAAUAAAAAGAAAAAAUCCAAAGUAAAACCAAAGAAAAUCAAGCAAGGAGAGGAGGAAGAAGAAUCCAGUGGUGAAAUAGAAGCAGCCCCAGGCACUGGCACGGACAGAGUGAACCUGCGUGAAGGGAGACCUCAGUGCUCCUCCUCCCUGGGUGUCCAGAGUUUGCCUUUAGAUGGAAGUAGAGAUGCAGAAAAAAAUCGAGUCUCUUCACUCUUCAGUUCCUCAAGUUGGAAAAGGGUCAGCAGUAGUGAGUCAGACUAUUCUGAUGCUGAAGGAGGCAUGCAGAGUAAAAUGAGGUCUUAUCAAGCCAAAGUUCGCCAAGGAGCCUUAGCUUGUUUUCUUUCUACUAUAAAAUCAAUAGAUAAAAAAGUUCUUUAUGGCUACUGGUCAGCCUUUGUUCCUGAUACACCUGAGCUUGGAAGCCCACAGUCUGUGUCCUUGAUGACUCUUACAUUAAAAGAUCCUUCUCCAAAGACUCGUGCCUGUGCUCUGCAAGUUUUAUCCGCCAUCUUGGAAGGCUCAAAGCAGUUUCUUUCUGUUGCUGAAGACACCAGUGACCACAGAAGGGCUUUUACUCCCUUCUCCGUGAUGAUUGCUUCCAGCAUUAGAGAGUUGCACAGAUGUCUUUUGUUAGCUUUGGUGGCAGAGUCAUCCUCACAGACCCUUACUCAGAUAAUUAAGUGCCUUGCAAAUUUAGUAUCAAAUGCACCUUAUAACCGUCUGAAACUCAGCCUGCUGACCAAAGUCUGGAACAAAAUAAAGCCUUAUAUCCGCCACAAAGAUGUUAAUGUUCGUGUGUCAAGUCUUACACUCUUGGGAGCUAUAGUGUCCACUCAUGCACCUUUACCUGAAGUCCAGCUACUUCUACAACAGCCUUGUUCUUCUGGACUCAAUAAUGGCAGUUCAGCAACUCCUCACCUCAGCCCUCCUGAUUGGUGGAAGAAAGCUCCCGCAGGACCCUCUCUGGAAGAGGCAUCAAUUAGCUCACCUAAGGGGUCUACAGAGCCCUGCUGGCUCAUUCGACUUUGCAUUUGCACUAUUGUACUGCCCAAGGAGGAUUCCUGUUCAGGUAGCGAUGCUGGCUCUGCCGCAGGAAGCACCUAUGAACCAUCCCCCAUGCGACUAGAGGCCUUACAGGUAUUGGCUCAUCUGGCAAGGGGCUACUUUUCAGUGGCUCAGAUCUACUUGAUGGAGCUUGGAGAGGUGAUUUGCAAGUGCAUGGGGGAAGCAGAUCCGUCCAUUCAGCUCCAUGGAGCAAAGCUUCUGGAAGAACUGGGUACAGGCUUAAUACAGCAGUAUAAACCAGAUUCUACUGUAGCACCUGAUCAGAGAGUACCAGUCUUCUUGGUGGUGAUGUUCUGGACAAUGAUGUUGAAUGGUCCUUUACCCAGAGCCCUGCAGAACUCAGAACACCCGACUCUCCAGGCAAGCGCCUGUGAUGCCCUGUCUUCCAUCUUGCCAGAAGCCUUCAGCAGUCUGCCGAAUGACAAGCAGAUCCUGUGUAUCACAGUGCUGCUCGGGCUGAACGACAGCACGAACCGUUUAGUGAAAGCUGCAACCUCACGGGCCCUUGGAGUCUACGUGCUUUUUCCCUGUCUCAGACAGGAUGUCAUAUUUGUUGCAGACACAGCAAAUGCAGUAUUGAUGUCACUUCAAGACAAGUCUCUGAAUGUCCGAGCCAAAGCAGCCUGGUCCCUGGGCAACCUGACAGACACUCUGAUUGUCAACAUGGACACACAAGACCCAAGUUUCCGGGAAGAGUUCUCUGGUCUCCUGCUCUUGAAAAUGUUGCAAUCAGCUAUAGAAGCAUCCAAGGAUAAAGACAAGGUAAAGAGUAAUGCAGUCCGAGCCCUUGGAAAUUUGCUGCAUUUUCUGCAGCCCUCUCAUAUAGAAAAACCCAGAUUUGCUGAAAUCAUUGAGGAGUCUAUCCAGGCCCUAAUUUCUACCAUUCUAAUUGAGGCUGCCAUGAAAGUCCGAUGGAAUGCUUGUUAUGCAAUGGGAAAUGUAUUUAAAAAUCCUGCCCUUCCAUUAGGGACAGCGCCAUGGACCUCCCAGGCCUACAAAGCCCUGACAUCAGUGGUGACAUCGUGCAAGAACUUCAAAGUACGCAUCAGAUCUGCCGCUGCCCUUUCCACCCCGGGCAGGAGAGAGCAGUAUGGGUCUGUUGAUCAGUAUGCUCAGAUCUGGAGCGCGUUGGUCACUGCCUUACAGAAGAGUGAAGACACCACAGACUUUUUGGAAUUCAAGUACUGUGCCAGCCUACGGACCCAGAUCUGCCAGGCGCUGAUUCACCUUUUGAGCUUGGCCAAUGCCUCAGACCUGCCCUGCAUCAAAGAAACCCUUGAAUUGAAUGGGGAUGUGGUCCAGUCCUAUAUUCUACAAUUUUUAAAAUCAGGAGCAGAGGGAGAUGACACCGGACGACCCAACAGCCCACAGGAAAGAGACCAAAUGGUCACAAUGGCCCUGAAGCACGUAAGUAGUGUCCAGGCACUGGCUGGAGACACAGCCAAAAGGGCCAUCAUGGGCUUUUUAGAAGAUAUCCUGACUGUUUAUUUUGAUUCAUCUGGACCACAGAUGGCACUCCUAGGGUUAACAGAUCGGUGAAUAUUUCACCAUACUUUCCAGAUGUUAAAUAUGGUAAUAGGAAGACCGGAGCUUGUGCAUAAGAGAUGUGGGAUUUAAUCUUAGGGGCAGAAACAGUCCAUCCACUAUUUAUUUAGAAUGAGUUAGCACUAUUUAAACUUUUAUCAAAGGGCUCAGCCACUUUAGAGAGUGGUUCCACUGCACUGGCCAUGGUGGGGGUUGUUGGAAACUUCUAGCUGUGCAGUCAGGAGCCAGGGAGUCAGGUUGUAGCGUGGGCUGAGCCAACUGGGGAGUUGUGAAGGGUGUUUAAUCUCAGAAAGGAAAAAAAGUAGGUAGAAGGAAUUAAGAAUUUUAUAUUGUGUCUCUAGGAAUUGUUUUUCUUUUAUAAUAAACUAAUGAAAACUAGUGUCCAUGAUCUCCUGUUUUUAUCAAGUUGCAUUUAUAGAAAGCUGCAGGCAGAGCUGAUCUUCAGCCAGUUUGCACUGGUACACCUGUGCCACUUGCCAAAAUACUGAAACAGUUCCUCGUAGUUGGUAAGUAGCUCUGCACUGAGCUCCUGCCUGCCAACCCUGGAGGCCCCCUCCACACUGCCCACAAUCCAGUAACCAAAGAGUUAACUCCUGGCAGGCAGGGGCCUCUAGCCUAGACCACAACAUCGGAAGUCUCAGAUAGCGAGCAUUCACUCAUUUGCCAUUUCUGUCCAGCACAUCUGAGGACAACACCACCACAAUCAGUAAUACCGACUCACUGGUCUAAUGUGGGGAGGGAGAGAGUGGUGGUGCGACAUAUCUGAGGACAUAAUUCAUGAAAAAGCCCCUCCUUGAGAAGUAUUCCUCUACAGUCUGCUCCAUGACCAUCUGGGAAUUACUGUAGGAAUGUGAGCAAGUCCUAUUAGUAAGAUGUUAUCACAUUAAUAGGUCAAAUAAGAAAA